Nicotiana attenuata is the source of this 1419-nucleotide messenger RNA. RefSeq lists its product as uncharacterized. The transcript has a single exon. Gene Ontology annotation, molecular function: nucleic acid binding; RNA-DNA hybrid ribonuclease activity. NCBI's taxonomy places the organism in Eukaryota, Viridiplantae, Streptophyta, Magnoliopsida, Solanales, Solanaceae. The coding region runs from base 1 to 1419 and encodes 472 amino acids. The record is from RefSeq and is a predicted model, not a curated record.
AUGGAGCUCAAUAUUGUCUGGAACAUUGGAAAAGCAGAUGUCUCCUUCUGGUUUGACAAUUGGUGCCUAUUAGGUCCUCUGUACAAGACUACUACCUAUGAGGUCCCAUUACCAAACAUCAAACUGAAUGAGAUUCUUCAGAACAACACCUGGAACUGGAACUCCCUCACCAUUCAACCAAAUGAAGGCACCAAAUCUCAUCUAUUAUCCUUAGGCAUUGAAUUGGAAAACAAUUGCUAUGAUAAAGCCAAUUGGAGCCUUUCCAAAUCAAGAAAAUUUACCAUAAGCUCCACCUGGAAUGCUAUUAGGCAAAGAAAAGACCACAAUCCUCUCUAUAAGAACUUAUGGACUAAGAACAUUCCUUUCAAGAUGUCUUUCCUCCUAUGGAGAGCAGUUGGUAACAAACUCUGCACUGACAAGAGUGUGGCCAGGCUUGGAAUUGCUCUACCUCCCCAAUGCUAUUGCUGUAACUCUACCAAUAGUCGAACUGAUCUGGAAAACACUAACCACAUAUUCUGCCAAGGUGAACUUGCAAGGAAGAUAUGGAGGAGUUUUGCGAGGCCAUUGGGUAUUGGUUGGAAUUUCAAUAACUUGAACAUGACCCUUCUAACUUGGUGGAACCACAAAUCAUCCAAUCCAAUCUCGAGAUACAUCAUGAAAAACCUCCCACCUAUCAUUUGUUGGGAAAUUUGGAGAUCAAGAUGUGGCAACAAAUAUGAAGGGACUAGACCCUCAAUGUAUAGAAUCUGUUCUAAUAUCACUUCUUUUAUCUUGCAGAUGGUCAAGAAACAGUUUAGUAGAGUACACAAUGGAGACAACUGGAGCAGUUUAUACGCAGCUUGUGAAGCACAGAUCCAACAGACAAGCAGUAUCACAGUGCGAUGGCUCAGACCACUUGCGCAAAUAGUCAAGCUGAACAGUGAUGAAAGUUUCACUAACGGGCAAUGUGGAGGGGGAGGAAUUAUUAGAAAUCAAGAAGGAAAGUUCAUCAUGGCAUACUCCAUCCCUCUAGGAGCAGGCACCAGCAACUACGCAGAAGCAGAAACACUUCUCUUUGGACUGACAUGGUGUGCGGACAGAGAUCUCAAGAUGGCUAUAGGAGAGUCUGACUCGCUCCUAAUAGUCAAUUAUGUCAAAAGGGAGUGGAAGUCACCAUGGAACAUCAGCAAGCAAAUUAAAGAGAUCCAGAAAAUGAUUGAAGAUCACAGCUUCAACAUCAAUCACUGCUUCAGAGAAGCCAAUAGACCUGCAGAUAGUUUAGCAACUCUGAGUCAUAGAAUUGAGGGAAACAUGAUCUUGAACCUUUUCUCUGAUCUCCCUAACCAUGUAAAGGGCCUAGUAAAUAUGGACAAAUGGGGCUUACCUACCUUUAGAAUUAAGCACACAAAACCCUCUAACAUCAUCUAUGAUCCUCCUUGA